AUGACGCCCAAUUUGUAUCUGCUGGAAAAUGGGGGAGAUGUCCCAACGCAUAAUCCUUCCAAGAUUAAAGAUUUGCCAAGCACAAACAUCGUCGCCUUCACAAAGCGCAGCCACUCAGAGACAUCCGCUUCUGUUUGCGUUAAACAGUGCAUUAUUUCUCAUGGUACGGUGGCAACGUCGAGCGAGACGUCUGUGGGAACGCAACCCGGAGGAAGCGUGACCUCGAGGACGGCUUCGGAGACACCGCAGGUCCCAGGUCCAGGUCCUAGUCACCAUACCGGAGCCAAAUUCCGACACGGCCUUCUGCAGCUGAUGAUCCACACCAUCGAUCCCCUUCAUGAUGGUCAGUAUGAAGGUAAAGUGGACGAGAAGGCGACCCAGCUGCACGCAAUUGCAUCGCUGAAGGUGCUUCUGGAUGCGACAAAGCCGCAGAACGGGGCUGCCACGAGUUCUGCAGCGAACCACGUGAAUGCGGCCAAACAGGAGACGAUGCUCGCACCCUCCGCCAUUCCAGACAUGCCGAACGGCAUCGCCAACACCCUCAACGACGUCAACCUCGAAUCGCUAUCCCCUACAAGCCUAGCGAAGCGGCGCAUGUCGUCGGUGCGUGCACGUAAGUCUCUGACCUCUCAAGCAGUGGUGUGUCUGCAGGUUGGUGAAUCCGAAGAGAAUCCUCCGGAUCCGUUAGAUAUGAGCUGGCCGUCGGGCGCUCGAAAGAGGAUCACCUACAUACUUCUAGCGCCCAUCGUCUUUCCACUGUGGAUUACCUUGCCAGAUACUCGCACGGCCAGAGGUAAAAAAUUCUUUCCCGUCACGUUCAUAGGAAGUAUCCUAUGGAUAGCAGCAUACUCGUACCUGAUGGUUUGGUGGGCGAAUAUGGUUGGAGACACCAUAAGGAUUCCACCGGAAGUGAUGGGACUGACCUUCCUUGCGGCCGGCACGUCCAUCCCGGAUCUGAUUACCUCCGUCAUUGUUGCACGAAAGGGCUUCGGUGACAUGGCCGUCUCCUCUUCCGUCGGAAGUAACAUCUUUGAUGUUACCGUCGGUUUACCAGUGCCUUGGUUGAUAUACGGCAUCGUGUACAAUAAACCCGUGGAGGUGAACUCCGUGGGAAUGGUGUGCUCGAUAACGAUCCUGUUCAUGAUGCUGAUAUUCGUGAUCAUGUCUAUCGCCUGUUUCCGUUGGAAGAUGAACAAGAGCCUAGGCUUCACCAUGUUCAUACUCUACUUUGUCUUUGUGGCAGUCUCGCUGAUGUUCGAGUACGAAGUCAUAGUGUGCCCAUUCUAGGACCUUAAUUAUAUAUAUAUAUAUAUAUAAUAACAACAACAAAAAAUAAUAACAGCAAAAAGAAAUAACGA
Molecule: messenger RNA, 1358 nt
Organism: Nicrophorus vespilloides
Lineage: Eukaryota; Metazoa; Arthropoda; Insecta; Coleoptera; Silphidae
Product: sodium/potassium/calcium exchanger Nckx30C-like
Exons: 7
Coding region: 1-1287 (428 amino acids)
Biological process (GO): intracellular calcium ion homeostasis; calcium ion transmembrane transport
Cellular component (GO): membrane
Molecular function (GO): calcium channel activity; calcium, potassium:sodium antiporter activity
Source: RefSeq, a predicted model, not a curated record